GGCUGCUGAAGAAAGAAUGCCGCUGGUUGAAAAGAGAGGGCGUAACGAACCUCUGAAAAAAGAUCGUCCUAAAUGGAAGAGUGACUACCCAAUGACAGAGGGCCAGCUACGGAGCAAGCGGGAUGAAUUUUGGGACACGGCGCCGGCCUUCGAGGGCCGCAAGGAAAUCUGGGACGCUCUGAAAGCAGCCGCUGUGGCCUUGGAGUGUAACGACCAUGAAUUAGCCCAGGCUAUAGUGGAUGGAGCCAGCAUCACACUGCCACAUGGUACCCUGACAGAGUGUUACGAUGAACUUGGGAACCGCUACCAGCUGCCCGUCUACUGCCUGGCACCACCCAUCAACCUCAUCUCAGAGCGUAGUGACGAAGACCCCAGCGACAGCCCUGAACCCCCAGUAGCAUCCAAGAAGGAAUUCCAGCUCAAGGUGCGGCUGUCCACAGGAAAGGACUUGCGUCUCAGCGUCAGCAUGGUUGACACCAUAGGCCAGCUGAAGAAGCAGCUCCAAGCCCAGGAAGACAUCGACGCCGUCCACCAGCGCUGGUUCUUCUCCGGGAAGCUGCUCACAGACAAGACGCGACUCCAAGACACUAAGAUCCAGAAGGACUUUGUGAUCCAGGUCAUCGUCAACCCACAGGCACUCCAAGCCCCCCAACCAUCACCACCGACAACCACCGCCUCCUCGCCUGUGCCCGAGUAAACGAGGACCGUCGGAGGAGCGAUGCAGUCUGUGAUGGACCAGAGGUGCCUCCCAAUGCUGGAUAACUUAUUCUUCUUGAUAAAAGCUACUGUUACUGAAAGAGAAAUAAACUGUGAGGGUGAAACAAACAAAAACACACAAAGAAGAAACUGAAAAGUGCUGCUUUUUCUUUUUUUUUUUUAAAUGUCCCUGUGUGUGCGCGUGUGUGUUUUUUUUGGGGGGGGGUUCUGCUGAGUCGUUCCAGUCAUCACACUAACCAGAGAUGCCUGUCAUCGUUGCAUAUUAAAGCAGAGCUCCUCGCGCUGGUGUGCAAGCCUUUUCUCAGUGCACAGAACGUGCACAUCAGAGCUGCACAUGCAGACUCUGCCUUUGCCCUUUAGCCUGCUAACAGAGUGCCAACAGAGGAACUGCAGAGGCGUUGGUUCUAGAGCGUAUUUCUGCUAUGACACCUAUAAACUCAGCACUGUUGCUCUCUUUCUCCUCCACAGAAACAGGAAAGCAGGAAAAAAAAACAUGCUGACUAUUCUGAAUUUUUUUCCCUUUCUCUUACUGAGGAAAUUAAGUCAACUGGGCUUUUUUUGCACAUUUAAAGAUUAGUACUAUACUUUUGUGGUAGUUUGUGUGCCUUCUACAAGACAAAAACAGGGGGAGAGAUCACUGCAAUUUUACUGCUAGGCUAAUAUUUUUUUAGAUUCAGGAACCUUUAGAUGGACCUCAGCUAUAAGUGUUGCCUUUAUUUCUUUUACAAGAUUUCGUAAGUCUUGCGGACAGAAUGGUUGUGUAUGUGUGUGGGCGUGCGUGUGUAGAAGGGGGGUGUGCGACAAGAUUACAAAACUGACCCAUAUGAUCCAUUGAGAGUCGAGACUGGACUCGAAGUUAUAGCUUAAGUGAAUCAUGCCAUUCAUUUAAGGGAAAGAGGAAUUCCCUUGCAAAAGGUGUCGUCUUAACCGCUGCGUUGCUGACUGCGCAGUGACGCCCUGACCAGCAGGAGGGAGCAGGACAGGCCUUAUUACAUUUAAUCAGAUCAGUUGUUUAUGGUCACUUGUUUUGUUUUUUGUUUGUUUGUUUAUUCCCUUUCCAUCACCGGAUGAAUGUAAAUCCAGCCUUUUUCCUCUCGAUGUGGUCCGGUAAUGUUGAACAAAAAAAAAGAAAGACGGGACAAAAAGGCAUGUUCUCUUCACCAGCAGGUUUGAUACGGAGCGGCGAGUGAAAACAAAGAGCUCAAGCUGUUUUUUGUUUUUUCUUCGGUAAAACUGGCCAUACCAGUGAUCCCCUACAUAUCAUGACUGCUGCUUACAAGCACAACCCGGGGAUUUCCACACAACGGCCUGUUUGCUUGUCAUGUAAAAGCAGUUGUAUAAGGCCUUCUGUGUGGCAGGAAGGCCCCACAGAGUGAUGUCAACAAAGUGGAUUUGGGAACUAAGCGUUCAUUUUGCAUAUAGCAAACUGGACAUAUGGCAGGUAUGGUCUUAAGCAGGCAGGGAAAGGGAAAUGCAACAUACUACUUUAUGGGAUUUUUUGGGGGGGGGGGGGGGGGGCUUGUACUAAUACUCCUGGAGUUCCCCUUUAACAAGUUUUAAUUUAAUCAUAUUUUCACAGAUCUGACUGGAAAGCUAAAAAUAAAACAAACCAAAAUCUGUGCUUUAAGGCGAGAAUGUUUUUUUUUCUGUGGUGGCUUUCCUGUAAGCUGGUGUCAAUUCAGAGAACAAGGAGAGGUUUUCUCGAGCUUGUUUGUCUGUCUCAGUUUCACACUGAGCGGCGAGCAUGCACUGCCUGUUUUCUUUACAUCAUAGCACAUCUGUUAGUGUUCAUGCCCCGACUCUAACCGGCUCUUGAAGAGCAACAAUAAUUGUUUGGAGGGCAGAGAGCCAUCAGCUUUGUCACCAGCCGCAGCGGUCACCAGAGGAAACAAACGAGUGAGAUGUGAUAUCUGUAUGUAAAUCUGCAGAGUUUGCAGACAAGCUGCAAGAUCUUUGGCAGUGGAACAUUUUCACUUUUAUAGCUGCUAGCAGUCCGGAGUUCACUCGACUUCACUCACCUUAAGCAGCCUUUGUUUGUAUGUACCCGUGGAGAUUAUUAGCUAUCAUCUGGGAACUUUUUAAAUUUAACAGCAUUCAUAAGUGAUAACCAGUGCACAAAAUAGGCUUGGCUGAUGCUGGAAUCCCUGAAAAAUUGGAUGUUGUCCCCAGAGGCUGGACUCCCAGAUUGAUGAGCUACAAACAAAACAGCCCCACAUUCAUCCCCCUCAUGCUGGACAAUCUGAAUCCACUUCAAAUCUCUGUGGCUGUAUUCACACUGGAGCUCAGUGAAGAUGAUUUUGCCUGAAUAAUAGCCAUGGAUCACUCGGUGUGAAAAACACCAUGCUUUAUUACCACAAUCACCCUUUCUUGUAUUUGCAAUCAGAGAUAUGAGACUGCUUUCCUGAGCAGUGUGUUUGCACAAGAGUCUGUUCGUCCCACGUGUAUGGGAGGAAAAAUAAAAGCCAUAAUCCUUAUCAUGACAUUUAUGUCACUGCAGAGCACACACCAGCUGAUUUUCUUUUCUCUUUUUUUCUUCAGUGACUCAUUUCAAACUCAAAGUGCAUUUAAGCUACUUUUGUUUUUUUCAAACUUCAGUUUUCAGUUGUCCUGUUUCUGCACACAAAGGAGGAAAGCCAAAGAUACAAGAGCUCUCUGUGCAUCAGUUCCAGGUCACAUUGCAGAAUAAGCUGGUUCACUGUCACACACAUCCACAGCUGGAGGGGCUUUGUUUUCAUUCUCCGCUCCUGUCGCACAAAUAUCCUGCAUCAUCAGCAUCGUGGAGGUGAUAAAACUGACCUGAGCCACAGCAGCAGCUCACCACAUCAAGAUGAUGUUUCUUCUCUCUUUGUCUAGCCACUUUUCAACCUUGUGGUUCAUUAACUUGUGUGUGUUUUCAGGAUGGUUUUUCUUUCCUCCUUCACCUUUUACCUGUGGUUCCUAAAGGGAUAUGUUUUGUAACUAUCGUAUGCAAACUUGAACAAGCGUUUGUCUCUGUAUGUGCAAUACAAUAGACAUAGACCUCAUCAGUUUCGUGUCUGAUUUCUGCUUAUUGCUGAUUUCCAACAGCACCAGCCAUGAGUAUUGUCAAAAGGUACAAUCUGCAGUGCUGCAAUCACCUGUGUUUGUGUUGUCUCUUUAAAAUGUGUUGCUAGCUGUCACCUUGACCGCCCCGUCCCCGUGGGCUCCUACUAUUUCUAGAGUAAAUAUCUAAAGAUUAAAAUUUGCCUGCGCAGUUCAUUUCAGUGUCCAUUUAGCAUUGUGCGGCGUUCAUCUCAGCCGUUAAGGUUAGUGUCGUCGGACUUGAGGGUGCUCUGCUGACAGUUUUAUUCAUGGCAUCUCCUGUUAUGCCAUUCUUGCUGAAGUAAGCUUGUUUGCUUGCUCCCUGUCUUUGAGACUGUGAGCACUGACCAUUGUCCAAACUUAAUUAAAGGGACCACGUUAUUACACUAGAAAGUGCUUUAAGGUGCCCUCAGAGAACUGCAAACAGAACCCCUGAUUGACAGUAUACAAACAACUAAAGCCCAUCGCCCUCCCAUUAGCUGUUCAAUAUGCCAAUUAAAGGCAAAGUGUAAAUAUCUGCAUGAUUGCAUCCUAGGAGUGUUGUGCAAAGCAUAGCCAGCCAUUUAGUUAUUGCAUUAUCUAGCCCCCUAAACCUAGAACCCUAGUCACAGCCUUGGUUAUUUUUACCAACUGUCUUUGUUAAACCAGGUUCUGUGCACACUCACCAUUAAUUGUAUAAAAUAUGGACAUGGCUUGCAGGACUGAAAACCGAAGCCUAAACUUUAGUGCCUUAAACCUGUAUUGUUUUUAAUGGCCACCAGGGGGCCACAAAAAAAAAAGAUUUCUCAUCGUACAGUGUCAAUGGGAAACCGAUCCUUGUCCAGGUUCAAGGGGAGCCUAAAAACACUGGCUUACCUCGCUAACACAUUAGCAUAGCACACCCCUGCUGGGUUACUCUGGAAAUUCUCUUGUUUGUUAUCAGUCUUUCUGACAUGGUGUUUGCACAUAUAGGUCAUACGGACUUUAAGACCGGUUUGUGUUUUGCGUUGUUGCUCUAAUCACUGUUCUGCAUUUAUCAGCUUUGCGAACUAACCCAGAGAAAAAUGUUACCACUCGCAAUAGUCUUUUCUUUGUCUCAUUAGAUACAAGUUACUAAAAUCUGUUUCUUCUAAACCCAUAAGGAGAUAAAUUAUCUUCUCAACCUUGGAAUAUGAGGAAAAAGAUGAGAUAAAAUUGAAAUUCUGAGGCAUGAGAUUAAGCACUGAUACAAGUUUGUCAGUCGAGUUAUAUUUUGGAUCUCACUCUUGAAGUAACAGCAGUUAAUUCAAGAUAAAGAUGGUUUAAGAUUAUCUGUGAAGAUACAUCACGCAGCCUCAGCACAGGCAACAUGUGUUUAUUUAGCUCCCCCCCCGCCUUCUGUCUUGAACCACUUCACCUCCUUUAGUUUGAGUUGAGUCCAGUGACUCAUCUUUUUCAGCGAAAUGUAAUCACAAUUUAUGAGAAGUCAAGCACUCAAAAAUGUUUGUGACUAUGAGAAGUGAUAGAAGUAGUGCCCAAGUCAACUUUAAGAUAUUUUGGAGCAUCUGGAGAUGUUUUUAAAUGGGAGAGGACUUGAGAUCAGAUCCUUUGACCACACUUUGAGGUGAUUCUCAACUGCAGACUGUAUAAAAAACAUGGACAUAGUUUUCAGGUCUUAACAGUAAAUGGCCUGUAUUUAUAUAGCGCUUUAAUAGUCCCUAAGGACCCCAAAGUGCUUUACAUAUCCAGUCAUCCACCCAUUCACACACACAUUCACACACUGGUGAUGGCAAGCUACAUUGUAGCCACAGCCACCCUGGGGCGCACUGACAGUGACAAUGUGAAUGUGCUUUAAACCUGCAUUCUCUCAUAUAACCAGCAGGGGGCUGCUACAGUCUGUACAGCAGAAUAUGCAUAGAAACUUUGCACGAAAAUCACCCUACUUCUCCCAUGAUCUACAAUCUCACUAAACAUUUUCCUGAUGAACUUUAUGGGCUCGGUCACUAGUUUCAAGUCCACAUUCACACAGUCUGAUGUUCCUUUUGGAAGUUGUGUUUAAUAAGAAUCAAAUUCAUGUUUAUGUUUAUUACGGAUCAUCUCUGGUUUUCGAACAUGAAAAUCCUUGAUGGUCAUAACUUAGGGAUGACAUCACUGCGGCUACGUCCAGCUUUUAUAUACAGUCUGUGUUCUCAUCAGAUGGCGUUUGGUCUCUUUCAUCAUUCGCUGAGCACCCUCAAUGUGUCGAAUUUCAAUCAGGAGCAAUGCAAAUGGACACUGAUUACACACACAAUACCAUGCUUAUGGUCUCAAACUCCUUGGAAUAGUGCUGCGUAUCUGCAAACAUGUAAGACUUGACUGAAAUAAAUGUGUGACAUCAGGCACAUAUGUUCAUGAUAAACAGGAACUAAAUUCCAUGUAAAGCUGGUUAUAAAAGCCAUAAUAAGUGGUGGAUAUUUAUUAAAAUUCUUUUGUUUUGUUUUUUUCUUUUUGUAUUGACACUCCACACAUUACUAUUGCAAAAGUUAAAGCUCUUUAAUUAUUCUGGCACAAGAGCAGCCAUAUGUAAAGCACUCAAAAAAGGAAACAAAAAAAGAAAAAUCGAGAGAUCCUAAUACAUAUUUUUGAAAUUGUCCACACCACCCAAGUGCGUAGGGGAAAAAAAGAGCGUCCUUUAACGAAUAUGUUUUGAAUGACAUCUGCAAAAUAAUUGUACCUUUGUUGGGUUCAUUUUUGUGCUGACUUCUUUUUAAAUCAUGAUUUUAAAUGGUUGAAUAAAAUCAAACUAUUAUA
Messenger RNA from Oreochromis niloticus (Nile tilapia), 6525 nucleotides. RefSeq names its product ubiquitin domain containing 1b (gene ubtd1b). Lineage: Eukaryota; Metazoa; Chordata; Actinopteri; Cichliformes; Cichlidae. The record is from RefSeq and is a predicted model, not a curated record. Gene Ontology annotation, molecular function: protein binding. The coding region runs from base 17 to 697 and encodes 226 amino acids. The transcript is spliced from 4 exons.